Molecule: messenger RNA, 1863 nt
Organism: Cyphomyrmex costatus
Lineage: Eukaryota; Metazoa; Arthropoda; Insecta; Hymenoptera; Formicidae
Exons: 4
Coding region: 270-1511 (413 amino acids)
Biological process (GO): neuron-neuron synaptic transmission; neuromuscular synaptic transmission; clustering of voltage-gated calcium channels
Cellular component (GO): presynaptic membrane
Source: RefSeq, a predicted model, not a curated record
GACGACGACGACGCCGACAACGACGAUGAUGAUGACAACGAAGACAACGAUGAUGACGAAAGCUAGUCUUAAUGAAUAAGAAGCGCAUCAAGCGAAAACUGAAUCGAAUGUUAUAUAGCACGAGAGAAUACCAGAAACGAAAUGUUAAACACGCGAUUGCAUCAAGAUGAGCUGGUGCUCGUUUUUCAAAGUUAUCUUCUUUCUGUCAUCUUUUUCUGUCAUCUAUAAACGACACAAUAGUAUAAUUUCGAGGGUGCAAACGAUGCGUAAUGACGAGCGGCGUGACUACUAAGCUCGAUCCGGACUGGGUAAGGAUGGUUGAGUUGCGUGCGGCUGGUGCCAGGAUGACUGGAAGUCUAGACACCAGAUCGUCAAAUCGUCUGCACUAUGCCAUCUUGACAAUUUUGGAUACGAUAUUCUCCGCGUUCGUAGUUGCGCCGGCGGUGGUUGGUUAUUGGCGUGGCACUUGGGAACUCAGCGAUUUCUAUGUCUACCCGGACGAACCAGUGUUCAGUAGCUUCGCGUCGAUCACGAUCGGUUUCACCGGCCACUUUGCUUUCAACGUGUUGCAACAUGGCUUGGAUGAUGUUCUGCAUCCAGACAAACAUCGGCUAUCCUAUUAUCUCGGCUCACGAGUCUACACCGGCGUAUUCGGUUUUUGCUGCGUGAACGCUUGGCGCGGUGCCUGGAUGGCUCUGGACAUUUAUACGGAGCUAAUACCCGGCACAGUCUUCGCUACAACUAUCGUUAGUCUCCUUGCGCUCGGCAUUAUGCGAGCAGUUCGUAAUGUAUCCGCGCCCCCGUUCUCGCUCAUUCUUGACUCGUGUCCGGGUUACUUUGAAGUGCCGACUAUGUUUCGCGUCAACAAUACGAGGGACUGGUCGUUGUACUUAUUGGAUUGCGCCUUCAGUGUCGGUGUCGUGGGUACGUUGGUUGUCUUCGUUUGGAGAGGAGUUUGGAUCUUGAUCGACAUUUAUCUAUUUCCAGAAAGCCCCGAGUAUUCUGCCCUUGGCUCAUUGGCUAUCGGGUAUUUUAUAGUCGCCCUGACGUUUUGUCUACAACCAUUGAUGCGGUAUAUCUGCGCGCGUCUCCAGGGUCUAGUACGCUUGAUGGUCGCGGACGUAUUUCUUUUUCUGAGCUUUCUGGGGACUGUCAACGUCUGGCGCGGCAUAUGGAACGCGUUAGAUCUCUGGCUGCUACCGGACAAUUUGGAAUUGUCCUGUUGGAUUACUCACGUUGGCUGCUUCGUUUUUCUCGUCCUUCUCAAUUGUAGCAAUUCUAUCCUAGUUCGUGGCGUUUAUAUAGAUGCCGAGGAAGAGAAAGGACAAUGCGUUGUGUUUCCAUGCCAUUAUCUUCGUCUAUUCUUUAAGAUCGAACGCGAGAAGAAGCAAGCGCGACAGCAGAAGCACUUGAUAGAUCAUACCGAUGUAAAUGAAAAGGACAGUGAAAAUGGAACUCUCCUAUCGAACACAGUGUCGAUUAUACCUGUGAAUGCAGAUUCUCCCUCAUAAAAGUGAUAUACAAAAAGUCGAUUUUCGUUACUAGUAUUUGGGGUUGUGUUCCAAAAUUGACUGUCAGUAUUGAAAAUAUAUACUUCUAUAGUGAAAACGUAACGUAAACUAUACAUUUGUUGCUAUUGGCAGUAAAAACAAACAGCCUAGGUACUUUGUGCGUGCGCGCGCGCGCGAGAGAGAGAAAUCUUGUAACCCAAUAUGCUGUAUACGAAGAAAUAACGCAUAUUUUAUAGAAAUUUUUUUUAUCAGAUAAUUCUAUCAAUUUUUGAUCGAUUCUUCAGUUUCGGUCUUUUAAAAAGGUGCGAUAAUUAUAUCCUGAUAGCAAAGCUUACUAUCAAUUUUUGAUUGC